Molecule: messenger RNA, 1548 nt
Organism: Lachancea sp. 'fantastica'
Lineage: Eukaryota; Fungi; Ascomycota; Saccharomycetes; Saccharomycetales; Saccharomycetaceae
Source: the annotation of a GenBank genome assembly
AUGGAGUUCACACCGCUGGAUAGGUUCCUGGGCGCUUCUGUUGCCACGUCGCCGUCGUGGGACUCUAUCUUGGCGGAAGAGUCGCCGUUGUCGACGGCAGACACGGUGGGAACGGUCACAACCACACUCACUGGGAGUAGUGGACAGGAAGCGGGCCGUGCAGGAAGUACAGAAACUCCCGCUUGGAGCGAUACAGCGAGUCUCAACAAUCUGCUCAGCGAAAAUGCAUUGGAAUCGAUCAAGAGACAGCGAGCACAGAAUAAACUGAUUCAUUUGGACCCCAUACCGGAUUUUCAGGACCGUAAAGACAUAAAGACAUGGCUGCAGAAGAUUUUCUACCCACAGGGCAUCGAGAUCGUGAUAGAACGGUCCGACAAGAUCAAAGUGGUGUUCAAGUGCAAAGCUUCGAAACGGGGCCGUACCUCUCGAAACUCAGCCCCACAAGAUGGCAACACUCCUGAUGAGAAUCCAGAAAGCCCGCAAGCGGCCAAGCGGAUCCUCCAGCAGUCAAGACAGAAAAAAAGAUCGGUGUCGCCCUACAAUACGUGUCCCUUUCGUGUACGGGCCACGUACUCGUUGAAACGCAAGAAAUGGAACAUUGUGGUGAUGAACAACGGACACUCCCAUCCUUUGAAGUUCAACGCUGACAGUGACGACUAUAAAAACUUCAAGAACGUCCUUCGAGAACAGCAAGACUGGGAUGCGGUAAGGAAAUUCGACGAGCUGGAAACCAGAACUCGAUUCAAUUUGCCUAUCGAGCCCGAAGCAAUACCGUGUGACUGUGGACUUACGCAAGAAAUCAAGAGUUUUGAUAUUGUUUUGCCGACCUCAGAGGGCGUUAACAAGAGUGUAGACAAAACGGUCAGUAAGCCGGCUCACAAGUCGCAACAGCCACGCAAGAAAAAAAAUUUUGCUCACCUGCUAAGCCGAAAUACCAUGCCUCACGGAUGGGACUCCGUCUCAGUUGUAUCACAAGGAAGCGGUGGUGGACAGCAUGGUGCACCCGAAAUUGCGAUAGAAAGCGGCUUACCCACCUCGCAGCCCGUUGACCCUUCAGGAGCGAGUUGGGACCCAACCAAUUUCAUGGCAGCCACUGAGGAAAUCGAUUUCACGGACUUGUUCCUCAAGCCGUUGCCCCGCACAAAACAAGAGCCUUUGCAUGGGAGCACAAAUCCGCACCCAACAACGGAUCUUACAGACCCAACUCAGUGGGCCGUUGUCGAGAAUAAACCUUUUCUGGAUGAACUUCAAUUCCCCGCUGGCGAGGCCUUAUGUGAGUUAAAUCACUCAAACCACUGCGAUUGCAUCCCUUCGUCAUCAACCGCUACACCCUUCAAUGCAUCUCAGGCUGAAGAUGACGCUGGCAUAUACGAAAACAGGAAUCAGUCCCCACUAUAUCUUCAGCGACCGCAGUCUGAGGUUGGUGGGUUUUUGAAUAGCAAUAUGCGGAAUCUGCAUCUCGCCAAUCCACAUACGCAUUCACCAGCUCCCAACCAGGAUAUAAUGUGGGACAUGGCGAGCGGCCAUCAAUCUCAUGAACAAGUAUAA